This is a messenger RNA of Pogonomyrmex barbatus (red harvester ant), 2249 nucleotides long. RefSeq names its product mitochondrial DNA helicase (gene mtDNA-helicase). The record is from RefSeq and is a predicted model, not a curated record. Gene Ontology annotation, molecular function: 5'-3' DNA helicase activity; single-stranded DNA binding; ATP binding. NCBI's taxonomy places the organism in Eukaryota, Metazoa, Arthropoda, Insecta, Hymenoptera, Formicidae. Gene Ontology annotation, cellular component: mitochondrion. Gene Ontology annotation, biological process: mitochondrial DNA replication.
ACUAAUCAUAAUAAAGAAUUACUAAACGCUCACUGAUCUACUGAUCUGCAUGCCUUUACAAGAGGUUAUGAUCAUUCUAGAUAAUACUUCAAGAACAGACAAUAUCAUAGCAUUAAAAAUACUAAUUUAUAUAAUAAAUGAAAUUAUAUACUUGCGAGAUGAAUCUUUGUUGUUAACAAAAGUGAUUUUGAUAUUGCUAAAACUAAUUCAUAUAUUAAUGAAGCUGAUUACAUAAGAAUGUCUUUAAAAUUCUUGAGAUAUUCUUUAAAUAUAGAAAGACAUAAGUUUUGGAGAUUUUAUAUUCGUUGUUUAUCGACUAAUAAUAUAAAUGAUCCAAUACAUGGAGUAUCAGUAUCUCAAAUAAAACAAAUUUUGAAGCAAAAACAUAUUAUUACCAUUGAAGGACAUGCAUGUAUAAUCAUCGAAUGUUCUCUAUGUGAGUCUGAAAAAUCUAAAAAGGCAAAAAUAUACAUUAAUAAAACAACAGGAUAUUUUAUGUGUGAUAAAUGCAAUUUGAAAGGAGAAUGGAACAUAUUGGAGAAGUUUUUAUUAACAAGAUCUACCAAAGUAAAUAAUAAGGAAGUACAGAAGGAAUUGGAAGCUUUGAAAAAUACUACAAAAAUUCAAGGAAAUUAUAUUUCAGAAUGGAAUAAUAUAACAAAACUCAAUCAAGAAAUUGCCUAUUUAUCACCAGAAUUAUAUGAAAAAGUUCUACAUAUAUUUUCUCUUCCAAAAAUUCCACAAGAGGAUAUUUUACAAUUAAAUGGUAUAUAUGUCACUGUGCCAACAUCAUUAUACUUUCCAUUAAUUGCUUUCAAUAAUAUUGUGGGCUAUAAAAUCCUUUCUAGUCAAUCAGAAUUAGAACAAACUGUACCUAAUAGCAAUGUUAGUGGAUUUAUCAUUUAUAAACAAAAGGGUACCAGAAGUGAUGGAACUGCAGUAGUUGUACCAACAAUACAUGAUUUAUUAGCAUUAGUAUUUCAAAAGGCAGCAAAUGUAAUUAUCUGUUUGCCAUAUAAUUUGCAAAACUUGCCUCAGCAAUUAUUGCCAAGUUUUGAAAAUUUCAAAAAAUUAAUUUUGUGGUUUGGAAAUGACGAACCUAGCUGGUAUACAGCCAGACAAUUUGCUAAGAAAUUAAAUGAGAAAAGAUGUUAUUUCGUGAGACCAAUUGACAUACAACCUAGACCAAAACUAGCUGCUGACAAAGGCUAUGAUCUUAAAAAUAUUUUAAUGAAUGCACAACCAAUAUGGCACAAGAGUAUUACUACUUUUGAUGAUCUCAGACAAGAUAUAUUAUGUGAUUUGCAAAAUAUAGAUAGAGUUCAAGGUGUAAAAUGGAAAAGAUAUCCUGUCUUAAAUCGAAUUUUAAAAGGACAUAGAAGAGGAGAAUUUACAAUCCUAACUGGUCCAACUGGUAGUGGCAAAACAACGUUUAUGAGUGAAUAUUCACUAGAUUUAGCAAUGCAAGGUGUCAAUACAUUAUGGGGUAGUUUUGAAAUCAGAAAUGCUCGUUUAGCUAGAACCAUGUUACAACAAAUGGCAGAGGUGUCUCUAGAAGAUAACUUAGAUAAAUUUAACACAUAUGCAGAUAUUUUCAACAAAUUACCGAUUUAUUUUAUGACUUUUCAUGGUCAGCAAAACAUCAAAGUUGUUAUGGAUGCAGUUGAACAUGCAACAUAUGUACAUGACAUAGCUCAUGUGAUAAUCGAUAAUAUGCAGUUUAUGAUGGGGAUAUCAGAAGAAUCAACUGACAGAUUUUGGAAACAGGACAAGAUCAUAGCAGAAUUCAGAAAUUUUUCUACAAAGUAUAAUUGUCAUGUUACAUUAGUUAUACAUCCAAGGAAAGAACGAGAUGAAGAAUUAACAACUUUGUCUAUUUUUGGUAGUGCCAAAGCAAGUCAAGAAGCCGACAAUGUAUUAAUUAUACAAGAUAAAAGACUUACUAGUAUAAAAGGAAAAAAAUAUUUACAGGUUGCAAAGAAUAGAUAUAGCGGAGAUUUAGGUAUAAUGAUUCUAGAAUUUGAUAAAACCAAACUAAGUUAUGCACAAAAAAAGAAAAUAAAGUUAGAAGUAGAUAAGACAGAAGAUAAAAGAGGAGACAACAAGGAGGAGAUAACAAAGAAGAUAAAAGAAACUCAUAUCCUCCAAGUAGAAAGAUGAAUGGUUUAAUGAAAUUAUGAUUCAUAUUGCAUAUGAUUUCUGUUUUAUCGAUUGUGCACAUCCAUGGGAUUGUGAUAAGGAAAAAAAAA